UUUAGUUACCGUCAAACUCUGAUCCCAGUCACACGUAUCGCUUUCGUCAUAUUUAUUUAUUAAUUAUUAUUUCUUCACUCUAUUGAGUUUAUUCAAAAUUAAGUUGAAUGCUAAGAAUUAAUAAUAAAGAAGCAUAAUGUUUAAGCUAAUUUAUUUAGUACUUUUACCAAUAGUAUUUGGUGUACCUAAUAAUCGAAUAAUAAGAGAAGUGGAUAGUGUUGAACAAGUUAAUUCUCCAUCGACAGAAAUGACACCUUCAACCACACAAUCAGCAAUACCAUGUCAUGACUUGUCGGAACAUCGUGGUGUUCCGCAAUUAGUUUUUCCCAUGUGUACGAGUACUAACGGUCUCGGGGGGUUACGCAAUGUCGUGAUUCAUGGUAUGGCUUGCACAUGUGACCUCAACACUCAUGAUGUACACAAGAGAGAUGAUUAUCAGUAUACACCAGGAAUUGGAGCACACAAACUUCAUACACGCGGAACAACGUUCAAUAACGCCAGGCGGAUAUGCAAUGAAGAAGGUGGGCAUCUUGCCAUUAUUGAUACUCUGUCUGAAGAACGAGUAUUGUUGGAGCUGUUCAAACACUCGGGCAGUCUUAAAAAUGUGACGAAUGAAGAUCAGGCUUUCAUUGGAAUUCACGACCUAUUUUCGGAAGGCGAGUGGGUGACUAUUUUAGGCGAGUCUCUUCAUAAAUAUGGUUACACAAAAUGGAGUGACCGAUGGGGUGGACAGCCGGAUAAUGGUGGUGGUGUACAAAAUUGUGGCAGUUUAUUGAAAGAAGGAGGAAUGGAUGACGUCAGUUGUAAUGCGCAGUUUGCUUUCUUUUGUGAAAUACCCGAAAUUCGAAUAGCCCAUUAAAACUUUUGUACUUUCUACACAAGCUUUUUCACAGUGUCUAUCUGUAUACACAACAAUACACUUUUGUACAAUUAUCAUUUGGUUUUGUUUACUUUAUGUAGCGUAACGACAAUCCUUUAUUUUUAUUUUAUUUUUCCCAAUCUAACUUUUUCUAUGCAACUUCUUCUUCCUCAUCUCCGGUAUAUUUUUUAUACAGUGAUUUAUAUAAUUCGCAAAAGAUUUUUUAUCGAAUAAUCAAAUAAACUUUUUUAAUAAAAAAAUGACAAGUCUUAUUAUUAUUAUAACUAUUUUUUUUUCCAACAAUAAUAGAAGACUCUUUGAAAAUUUUUAAAGCAAUGCCAAAAAAACUCAUUUAAAAGUUUAAAUUGAUAACAAACAUAUUUUAGCUAUAAGAAAAUAUAAAACUUUUUGAGUACAGUUAUUUUGUAAGAAAGCAAUCAUAAAAAAAAUCUACUGACAAUUUGGUAUUUAUAUAAAAAAAUAUAAAUAAGUAACGUUCGAUAAAAUUUUUAACUUUAAAAUGUUUCAUGUUUAUAUAAUGUGCACCUAAUACACAAUGCAUACUAGUAACUUGUAAAGUAAAUAAAUAUAUUUUAUUUAUAUUCAAGCGUCCGCGAUCCAUGCAAAUUUUGAUAACCAAGUCGAGCGAUUUCGUAGCAUCAGUAUUCAUCUGUAGGAUUUCCUCCAGCCCAACUACUGUCAAUACCAUCUGUAAUAUUUGUUGAGCUCCUCCAAUAUUACCAACACAGCCGUGUACUGCAAAAUUCUAGGAAACUUCAACGAUCGUGAAUGGCUUAACCAAAACCCUCACAAGUAUUUUUCAUUCAUUUUUUUUCCUAUUCCUCUCUUCGAGUCAUUUUUGCCUCUCCCUUCUCCGUCUAUUUUAUUCCCUCUCACUUUUAUACACUAUCUGCUGUAUCUAAAAUAUUUUCUUUCUCAUUCUUUUUCCAACAUUUUCGUCCUGUCUGAUGCGUCGAUAUUUGUCGUGCAUCCCGUUAGGUAAUAUUUGUCGAACAAGUCACAAUACCAAUAUUAGUAAACCUACAUAUACACAAAUUCCUACGUAGACGAAAUUCCAUGAAAAUUUUAUUAAAAUUCAAUACAAUAUUGAUAUUACUAAACGCUAUUACUAAUCGCAGUA
This is a messenger RNA of Microplitis mediator, 2000 nucleotides long. RefSeq names its product hemolymph lipopolysaccharide-binding protein-like. The coding region runs from base 137 to 859 and encodes 240 amino acids. NCBI's taxonomy places the organism in Eukaryota, Metazoa, Arthropoda, Insecta, Hymenoptera, Braconidae. The record is from RefSeq and is a predicted model, not a curated record. The transcript is spliced from 2 exons.